Molecule: messenger RNA, 456 nt
Organism: Heterostelium album PN500
Lineage: Eukaryota; Evosea; Eumycetozoa; Acytosteliales; Acytosteliaceae
Exons: 3
Coding region: 1-456 (151 amino acids)
Source: RefSeq, a predicted model, not a curated record
AUGAGUUCUAAAGUUAAUUCAAGAUCAAAGACAAACACAUCUUCAUUGUCAAAGAAUAAAAGAUAUGCAUUCAUAUUAGCUUUAAUAGGUGGAAUAUUCGCAUCGCUAAGUGGUGUAUUUGGUAAGAUUGUUGUUGAUAGUAAGUUUCUAUCAACUUUUAUUUCACAAGAUAAAAUUGACUAUGCACUUAGAGCAAUAAGUAUUGGUGGUAUCUCAUUGUGUACUACAAUGCAGUGGCGUUACUCUGCAAAGAGUAUGGAUUUAUCAUCAUCUCUAUCAUCAACAGUGAUUACAACAGCUUCAAACUUUUUCUUUACUGCUUUCUUUGGAUGGUUGUUCUUCCAUGAUAGUCUUUCAGCUCAAUGGUGGGUAGGCGCAACUUUAAUCAUGAUAGGAUUAUACUUUAUGAAUGCCGACGCAAACGAAAACGAAGUAAUCCAAAAGAAAAAUAAAUAA